This is a messenger RNA of Phytophthora sojae, 2810 nucleotides long. RefSeq lists its product as hypothetical. Gene Ontology annotation, molecular function: phosphopantothenate--cysteine ligase activity. Gene Ontology annotation, biological process: coenzyme A biosynthetic process; lipid metabolic process. The record is from RefSeq and is a predicted model, not a curated record. Bases 1 to 2781 code for a protein of 926 amino acids. Gene Ontology annotation, cellular component: cytoplasm; nucleus. The transcript has a single exon. NCBI's taxonomy places the organism in Eukaryota, Oomycota, Peronosporomycetes, Peronosporales, Peronosporaceae.
AUGAGCAGCGAGACGACGCAGCAGCAGCAGCGUCAGUCCGCAACUUCCAGCGACGACAGCAAGCCCCACCGCCUGUCGUCGUUCCUGCCGCACCGCUCCGACAUGGCGCUCUGGGGCACGCUGCGCCACCGCAUGGGCGGGUCCGUCCCCACGGACUCGAGCGAGUUCGUCAACGAGUUCUUCAGCAAGACGCCCGAGGACCCGCGCUGGGAGCUGGGCGCCGUCCAGCGGCAGACCGAGCAGUUCAUCGCCGCGCAGCUGGCCGACAAGCGCCGCGGCAUCGCGCUCAUCACGUCGGGCGCGACGAUCGUGCCGCUGGACCCGGAGAACGACACGUUCGUGGACGUGGCGCCGCAGGUGCAGGAGCAGCAGGGCCCCGCGUGCGCCGAGUACCUGCUGCAGCUGGGCUACGCCGUCAUCUUCGUGCACCGCGAGGACUCGCUGCGGCCCUUCACGCGCCACUUCCAGAAGUACAUCCAGAAUGGGGCCUUCAUGGACAUGUUCCGCCUGCAGGACAACGGGCUCAUGCUCUCGGGCGUCGACAUCUCGCAGCAGCUGCAGUUCCAGAAGAUCGCCCAGCUCUACACGGAGUGCAGCACGCGCGUGCUCAACCUCAGCUUCACGUCCGUGCAGCAGUAUCUCAUGCUCGUGCGACUCACGGCCAGAGCGAUGGAGGUCGCGAAAGACCGCGGCGUGGUCGUGCUGGCCGCCACGCUCAUGGACUUCUACGUGCCGGUGGACCCUCCCGCCGCGGCGAUGGAAGCUGCGGAUGAAGCCAGCGGUAGUGUCGAGCCAGCGCCAUCGUCGACUUCGUCUUCUUUCUCGUCAUCCUCUUCUUCGACGUCGAAGCACAGCAAGACCAGGCACAUCAAGAAGCUGGCCAAGAAGAUCGCCAAGAAGAAGAGCGACGAGUUCUCAGUCAACUUCGUGCGAGUGCCCAACAUGAUCCGCAAGAUCCGCAAGGAUUGGUGUCCCAAGGCCUUCCUGAUCACUUGCAAGCACCAACUCGAUAGUGGCGAAGACAUUGAAGCUGCACACGCCGAUCUUGAGAAGUGGGGCGUCGAUGUGAUUGCAGGAAAUCACCACUCGAACGAGAUUCUUCUCAUCACCGAGCAGGAAGAAACCAUCGUGACCUGCCCCGAAGAUGAAGACAUUAACGACUCGUUUGCGUCAGCUGUUGCCGACAUGCACCGCAGCUUCCGGCGGAAGCGUGAGAUUCUCUCACGCGGUAAGCAGUUGCUGCUGCUGUCGGCCAAGUUCUCGAUGCUCAAAGAGAACGACGUCGUGAAUGAAGAUGCCGACGGAAACAAGAAUGUCCAGUUUGGCCUUGGUGUCAAGAUCCGCGCUGAUCGUCGGGCACCCGACGCUAUCGCUCCUGUGUACGAGCUCAAGCACAUUUUCCAGAACAAGAGCCACUGCGCUCGCGCUCACGUUUGGGAAGGCAUCGUGGAGCACCCAUCGAGCGAGCCAACGCGCGAUGUUGUGGUGGCCUUCAGCCCUGCAGGUAACCCGGAGACUAUUCGUGACGUCUGGGGAGAUUUCUGGUCUGGCUGGGCGGAAGACGAACUGCAAGAGUUCAAGACGGAGAUGAAGGGCAUGUCGCUGUCCUCGGCGAUUAACAUCGUGACGUCGUCCGUCUCGGGCGACUACGAGCCUGCAUCUCAGCUCUUGAAGUUUAUGUGGAGCAAGAUCGGGAACGCCUGGUCAGACGGUGAGAAGACUCGAAUCCGCCAGAGUAUUCAGAACAUGAUGGCGGUCGCGUUGGAUCGCGGUUUGACUGAGCCUGCUGGGAUCUCGAUUCUGGAGAAGCUGAUGCGGAGGCCGCGUAUUCAGCGCUUCGACUCGCUCGUUCUGGAUCAGCCGACGGCUGUCCCAGUGCAUGCGCAGACCCACACACGACGACGCCGUCGAGACAGUGACGCGGACAGCAAUGGAUCGGGUGAGAUCAACCCUGUGCGACUCAGCAAAGCCCGCGUCGUUCGAGUUCACCGCGCAAUCAACGACUACAUGCAAGAUAUGAUCAAGGAAGGCCUGCUCGACGCUAUCCUCAAGUAUGUGGAGCAGGGCGUUCCGGUGCACGUGACUGGUUACAGCAUGGGAGGGUGCUUGGGGCAGUUGUUCAUGCUGUACCUGGGUGACCACGCGCGUAUGAACGGCUGGGACGCAAGCAAGAUCAAUUUCGUGGGCUUCGGAUCGCCUCGUGUGGGCGACAUCGGCUUUGCUGCUCGCCUGCGCGUUCUCUUCGAGCCGCAGCAACUGCUCAUUGUGAUGCAUCCUUCAGAUGCAGUGCACGCCUUCCCUCCUACCGCUGAGGGAUACGUGGAUGCUUGCAUCAAGAUUUUCUUGCGCGAGCACGGAAUGGGUGUCGGGCGACGUACACCUGCGCCGUUCUCGCUUCUGCCGGUCACCAAGUCUAUCGAUCGCGCCUUCGAGCAUGCCCACAAGGCUCACAAGCACAACAAAACGAACGAUCCCGCUUGCUCGUUCUGCCAGAGCAAAGCCCACGUCACGGCCCAGCACCGCUGCAGAUACUGCAUUGAGCGCGGCUCUCAUCGUGGUGCAGACUGUCCGAACCGCAACAAGGCCUGCCUGUUGUGCGGUAACGCCAACCACUGCACCGGUGAGCACAAGUGCCGCGUGUGCCAGCAGUAUGGCCACCGUGGACGCGAGUGCCACGCGCAGCGCGACGUGGGCUUCGCCGAGUUGAUCACCUACUUCCGCUACCACCACUUCCUGUACUACAACGCCAAUCUGAAAAAGUCGGUCGAGUUCACAUCGUAAGCCCAAUAAGUUAACCGCAGUUUUCCCAU